Chaetura pelagica (chimney swift) is the source of this 471-nucleotide messenger RNA. RefSeq names its product solute carrier family 31 (copper transporter), member 2 (gene SLC31A2). Gene Ontology annotation, biological process: copper ion transmembrane transport. NCBI's taxonomy places the organism in Eukaryota, Metazoa, Chordata, Aves, Apodiformes, Apodidae. Gene Ontology annotation, cellular component: membrane. Gene Ontology annotation, molecular function: copper ion transmembrane transporter activity. Bases 1 to 471 code for a protein of 156 amino acids. The transcript is spliced from 3 exons. The record is from RefSeq and is a predicted model, not a curated record.
AUGUCUUUCUACUUCUCGGACACAGCUGUGCUGCUCUUUGACUUCUGGAGUGUCCACACCCCCACAGGGAUGGCCCUGUCGGUGCUGGUGCUGGUGCUGCUGUCAGUGCUGUACGAGGGGGUGAAGCUGGGCAAGGCGGUGCUGCUGCGCCGGGCGCUGCUGGCGCUGGCCCGCCGCCCCAGCCACCAGGGGCUCACAGACCCCAACCUGCAGGACACCCACCCCGGGCAGGGCAGGUGGUUUUGCUACCACGUGGGGCAGACCCUGUUCCACCUGGUGCAGGUGGUGCUGGGCUACAUGGUGAUGCUGGCUGUCAUGUCCUACAACGCCUGGAUCUUCCUGGGGGCCAUCAGACCUGCUACUUUGCCUGGAAUAGCUGCUGUCACUUCUGCUGGGUCUGUCCUUGUCCCCAUGCUGUGCAGGAUGCAGCACCCCAGGGACCUGCUGCAGGGACUCUCCGUGCUGGCCUGA